GUAAUCUCCUCUGGUUGGACUGGUUAUGUAUGUAGGAUGAACAAUGCAUCACUUUCUUUAGCAGACAGAACCUGUUCUUUACGUCUGUCUCCCUUUUUGAAACAUAAACAAGCAGCAGCAGCAGAAGGGAGAUGAACAUUGACCUCCUUUCCCUAUAUUUCCCAACACUCCUGCUGGUUUAUCUGCUGCUCCACCCAAACUGAACCAGGAAGCAGAUCUGGAGCCUAAAGAGAAUUAGGGAAAAUCACUUUGCCUGUGGCAAAUAUGAAGAAAGUUCUGUUAUUUCUGCUGACUGCUUAUCUUUCAGGGCCUGUGCUUCUCUCUCUGUUCCCCUGGAUACUGAGCAAUGCCAUAUUUUCUCACCAAUUGAGGCUUCCAUACUUUGUGGAUCUCAGCAGACCUCAGGAUGUCCUCAACCACACUUGCAACUUCUAUCUCAGCACAGAGAAGGGCGUCUCAGUGGGAGUGUGGCACACGCUCCCUGUCAGCCAAUGGGACGCAGCCGUUGGGAAACAUCUCGACUGGUACCACGAGACACUGGGAGACGGGCGUCCUAUUGUCAUCUACCUCCAUGGAAACGUAGGGAGCAGGGCAAUAAGUCACAGAGUGAAGCUGGUGAAGGUUCUGAGUGCUGCAGGGUACCAUGUCUUAUCUUUAGACUACAGAGGAUUUGGAGAUUCCACUGGAGAUCCCAGUGAAGCUGGAUUGACCGCUGACGCCCUCUACCUGUAUCACUGGGCAAAGGCACAAAGCAAAGGGAGCCCGGUCUGUCUGUGGGGCCACUCUCUGGGCUCUGGAGUGGCAACCAACACUGCAGUGAAAAUACAAGAACAAGGGUCUGCUGUGGAUGCUGUAAUCCUGGAAGCUCCAUACACGAGAAUUGGAGAUGUUAUUGCAGAUAAUCUGCUUGUUAAGAUGUACACGUUGCUGCCAGGAGUUGAGAGCUUGCUCUGGAACUUAUUGGAAAAGAUAAACAUAUCAUUUGCCAAUGAUGAGAAUUUAAAGACCCUGAGCAGUCCACUUCUGAUCCUGCAUGCAGAGGACGAUAACAUCGUUCCCUACCGUAUGGGUCAGAAGCUGCACCAGAUAGCGCUGCAAGCCCGGAAGGAAUCCAACUCAGAAGCUCGAGUUCAGAUGAUCACCUACAGAGGAAACCUUGGACUGUCCCACAGCCACAUAUGCUUGGACCCCGAUUUGUCAGAUGUGGUGCAGACAUUUCUACAAACUUGAUGAAAGGACCAUCCUUCCUACAAAGUCAGAAAAAUGCAAGACAACCAAAAACAAAUAAAAACUUGCAUCACUUUG
Messenger RNA from Cyprinodon tularosa, 1305 nucleotides. Its product is annotated as lysophosphatidylserine lipase ABHD12-like. Lineage: Eukaryota; Metazoa; Chordata; Actinopteri; Cyprinodontiformes; Cyprinodontidae. The record is from RefSeq and is a predicted model, not a curated record. The coding region runs from base 265 to 1230 and encodes 321 amino acids. Gene Ontology annotation, cellular component: endoplasmic reticulum membrane. Gene Ontology annotation, molecular function: phosphatidylcholine lysophospholipase A1 activity; monoacylglycerol lipase activity. Gene Ontology annotation, biological process: phosphatidylserine catabolic process; monoacylglycerol catabolic process. The transcript has 12 exons.